Molecule: messenger RNA, 4123 nt
Organism: Biomphalaria glabrata
Lineage: Eukaryota; Metazoa; Mollusca; Gastropoda; Planorbidae
Product: carboxy-terminal domain RNA polymerase II polypeptide A small phosphatase 1-like
Exons: 8
Coding region: 357-1277 (306 amino acids)
Molecular function (GO): RNA polymerase II CTD heptapeptide repeat phosphatase activity
Source: RefSeq, a predicted model, not a curated record
UCGGAUUGUGUCACUCUUUCACAGUCCGUGUCACACUUAAACAUCAGCUGAUAGAGCUUACAAUACAUCAGUUGUUGUUUUCUUCCUAUAGUCUUCUAAAGUAUUAGAGCCGCUCGGUCCCCUAAUAGCUUGCGUUUGAUUUCUUUUGAUAUCUACACAUCAUUGUAAUUUGUGUUGACAUUUUAUACAAAAAGUUAUUAUUUCUAUCUAUCGAAGUAGUGAUCUCAGGUUUUGGUAGCGCUAUAUUUGUAUCUCUGGCAUGACACCUAGCAUUACAAUGUUUCGAAUGGAUCUAUAUUUGGAUGUAGCGUUUUUCUGAUCUCGUAAAGUCUCCACUGAGCUAGGUGAGUGCAACAAUGGCCACUAGGAAAGACAAUCCUGGUUACUCUGUGAUCACCAGUGUUCGCAAGGACCACGAAACCUAUGAUAUAUUCAGUGACAAUCUGGAAAGCGAGUCUUACGAGGCUGGCUGCUUCUCGGGAAUCGUACGAAGACUCCAUCACUUCUUAAAGAGGCUUUUCAAGACAGGCUCCAGCCCACCCCCUACAGUGGCCAAGAAGCCCAGAAGUCGGGGCUUCAUCUCUUCAAUACUGUGCUGCUUCCGCAAGAGAAACACCAGCAACAAUAACAACAACAAUGCUCCCAUCAGCUGUCAGCCGCCGGUCCUGGAGGACAACUGCAACUCAAGGACAUCGGACAAAUACCUCUUGCCUACAGUCAGGCAUCAGGACAUGAACAAGAAAUGUAUUGUCAUAGACUUGGAUGAGACUCUUGUACAUAGUUCUUUUAAGCCAAUAAAUAAUGCAGAUUUCAUAGUCCCUGUAGAGAUUGACGGAACUGUCCAUCAGGUGUAUGUGUUGAAACGACCUCAUGUUGAUGAAUUCUUACAAAAGAUGGGAGAACUUUUCGAAUGUGUGCUUUUUACAGCCAGUCUGGCAAAGUAUGCAGAUCCAGUGGCAGACUUGCUAGACAGAUGGAAUGUUUUUCGAUGUCGCCUUUUCAGGGAAUCAUGUGUCUUUCAUAGGGGUAACUACGUCAAAGACCUUAGCCGGUUGGGUCGAGAUUUGAACCAGGUUGUUAUAGUAGACAAUUCACCAGCAUCAUACAUCUUCCAUCCAGAUAAUGCUGUUGCUGUUACAUCAUGGUUUGAUGAAAUGAAUGAUACAGAACUCUUGGAUUUGAUUCCUUUUUUCGAGCGUCUGGCGCGUGCCGACAAUGUUUAUCAGACAUUAAAGACAAUAUCAGAAUCGCCUUCUUCCACAACACCAUCGUCUUAGCCCUUGUUCAAAUUGGACACCUGUUGUAUUUUGUUUGUUUUCAUGCAGAAUGAACCUAAGUUUAAUGGAACUGCAACCAAAACUUUGCUAGUGAAGUGUGCAUUUGUGCAAGCCACUUUAGACAGUCCUCACUGGCAUUGGUUUGGACUUGGUGUAAAUCAUAAGUUUGGCUCAACUUGGAAUUGAAAGUAUUCAUACACUCAGAGACUAUAAGAGGCUUGGUAGGAUGUGCAACAAUGAGUGCCGUGUAACAUAAGAGAGUAUUUCAAUUGAAAACAAAAUGGUUGCUAUCUAUUCAUGAGGUGCUGGAUGAAAGUGUUUUUAAAUUCAGCAAGUUUAUAUGAGUGUUUCUGCUCAUUCAAAUCAACCAGACUUCAUUUCAAGUUGCAGCACCAGUUGAGGGAAAUCUGCAGCCAUGUUCAUGAAGCUAUGCCUUUUUAAUGACACAACUUGCUCCUAAAAGCAGCUUACUGAGUCUUCUUGUUUGAUUUUGUUCCCAGAACAUUGUAGGAACAAGCAGUUCUCCAACAUCUACUGUGAGGGGGUAUCUUCUUCUUCAGGGAACUGCUCCACUAAUACUUGCUGCAUCCUAAAUGUGCUCUUUUGGUAAUGUUUUGUUUUUCCAAGUAUUGUUGUUCUGUUGAUACACACUAUGAGUUCAUCUUAGCUCACAGAGAUGUUUAAUUUAGGCAAGUCAUAGUGCUGUGUAGGAAUGGAUGUGCCAUAAUUGUUUGUUUUUUUUAAUUUGUUAUUAAUUCAAGGAAAUGGACAGCUAGAAAUGAAUGCAAAAUUUAUUUUUAUUUUUUUUUGAAAAGUUGUAAAGAUACAGGUGAAUUAAAAAUAGUCUUUAUAAUUUUAAUUUUAAACUAAAUUUUUCAAAGCCUCUAAUCAUAGGUGAUAUUUUUAUAUUUCUGUGCAUAGUAUUUUAAGGCUUUUUUGCCCUUUUUUUUUAAGUUAAUUUAUUUAGAAUCCUAAGGAAAACAUUUUUAUUAAAUGUCAGGUCCAAAAAAGAUCAGGGCCCAAACUUAUGCUGAAGAUAGCAAAACAAUGUUGCUGAAUAAACGAAUAUUUGUUUAAAAUUAUGUUUGUGUGACGCCAUGAUCCUAUAAUAUAGGGUGGCUUACAAAUAAGGUCUAUUUCAACUUUUGAUUUUUUGCUUUACAGAAAUAAAUCAUAUUGGAGUUUGUUGAACACAUUAAUUAAUGAAUUCGUUAUAUAACUUAUGUAACAUGAAAUUGAAAUGUUUAUUGUAGAUACAGUAUAAUGUAUUUGCAUGUAUGUGAAAAAACUGUUCAGUAUUUCUUUUCAAUCAUUGACAAACAAACUCAAGAGUGACGUGUUAUAUGUGCUUUAAUACAUUGUCUCAUGCCUAACACAAAUUGAACUGACAUGGCAAUGGUAGAGAUAUUUGUAUACAUUGCUUCAGGUACAUCCUAGCCUACAUCUUUGUGGCUGACAAGUCAAAAACAAAGCUUCUUGAAAACAUUGCCUCAUGUCCUAACUUGUGUAAAGCUAAGAUGGCAUAGGCAGAUAUUCUUAUCAACUAAAUAUGCAACACCACUCUAAACAGUGACUGUACAUAGAUCCCCAGCUAAUGUAUGUCCCAGACCUGUGUUGUGUAGAAUUAAACACUUCCUCUGAACUUUCUGGCUUGUUCACUUUCUUAUGUGAAUAAGUUUAGGGUGAAUGAAAUACAUUGACAUGGCUAGAGGAGGAAUUGCCAACCCUUGUGAUCCACUUCAGUUGCCAGCACAAAGGAUUUCUGUGGCCCAUGGUUCAACUUUUUCUCUCAUUAGGGUGGCCACAAAGGAAUCUUUGGCCCCAUGUGACAGCCUUUUUUAUAAUGUUUUUGAGUAAAUGUGCUAGUGACUAUUAAAUUUGAAAACUACUGCUGUUUUUAUCAUGGUUAUAUUGAAAUUGGCUGGAUAGAUGGAAGACUAAAGCGUAAUAAUUAAUAAUAAGGUAUGUGUGCAAUCUUUCUGUUCCUUUUUCUCUUUUCUUGUGGUUUGGUUUGUUGCAAUGAAUUACCUGGGACAGUUACUAUUGUGAAUUAAUACCUUUGUAUGAUAAUGUUAUCUGUAUAUACUAGUUUGAUCAGAAUUUGGAAAAUGUGAAAGAUAUGCUUAUGAUGAUGAUGCCUGUAUUAUAAUAUAUAUUACAAUUUUUUUAUGUUAACAUAUAAUAACUCUAUAAAUAAAUAAAUAUAUAUAUAUAUAUAUAAAUAUAUAAAUAUCUAUACAUAAUUAAAUGGCUUAUUAUGUCCUUUUAUAAGAAUUUUGGGGGUUUGUGUCAAAUGUGCAGAAUAAGUUCUUUUUUUGUUUUCUGUUUCAUUGAAUUCAACAAAUGUUUCUGUAUGUGGAGAAAACUGGUAGAAUGUAUUAGCAAACAUUUAAAAGAGACUUUUCUUUGUUGAUGUGAUUUAGUUUCGCCAUUGAUUAUUCUAAUUGAAAUAUUUUUGUGGUUUCCCAUGUAAAAAAUUAUUUUUUUUCCCUAUCCUCCUGUUCAGAAAGUUUUCAGAUCAAAUCAGUUCCACAUUAAGUUAAGAUUGCCUAAAGAUUACAAAGAGGAUAUUCCCUUCCAAUAUAAACUAUGAAAUGUUUUAACAUCAAUUCUUAGAAUAAACUUUGAUAUUGUUCAGCAUUGACCUGAAAGGAACACAGUAUUUUUAAGCUUUAGUUGUGACAUAUCUUGAGUAUGUUCCCCUGAUGUAUUUGUUAACAUGUGUGGCUGUGAAGUUUUAACUUUUUAAAAAAAACAAAUUUCCCAUUGUGCAUGAUUCAACUAUUUGUAUAACUUAUUGUAUCAGAAGAAAAGAAUGUUUUUAAAAUAAAAUUUAACAAAUAAUA